Molecule: messenger RNA, 4103 nt
Organism: Uloborus diversus
Lineage: Eukaryota; Metazoa; Arthropoda; Arachnida; Araneae; Uloboridae
Exons: 1
Coding region: 57-2021 (654 amino acids)
Source: RefSeq, a predicted model, not a curated record
ACUUCAUCAGUGCGCGUCAGAAGAGAAGAAAAAUUGCAAAUGCUACAUCUAAUAUUAUGUCAGAAAUUAGACAUUUGAAUUCCAGUUGCAUAAAUUUUGCAAAUCCAGAAGUACCUCCCAAUUCUGUAAAUACUGAACCUGAAUUACUUUCAGAACCCUCUCAAAAAAAUAUUGAACUGCCAGAGUCUGAAACAGAAAUAUUUUUCAGUAGUUGCUCAAAUAUUUCCAGUAGUGAUGAGUUGUCACCCCCUGAAAUAUCCCAAAAAGAUAUAAGUGCCCCAACAAAUGUACUUAGGAAUUGGGCAAAAAAAUUUAAUAUUCCAAAUAAUGCCACUACUGAACUUCUACAUAAUUUAAAGCCUUAUUUGCCCAAUAUACCCCUUGAUGCUAGAACCCUUCAUAAAACUCCGCGCUCUUUAAACGUUCAAAACUGCUGUGGUGGGUCGUUUAUUUAUUUUGGAAUACUGAGCAAUAUAUUGGAGAAGGCUUCAUCUGGUAUUGUUUCGAGUAACUACCCAAUUAUUGAAAAUUUAAAAAGUGCAGUUAAUCCAAACAUUUUCACUAUAUCCGUUAAUGUUGAUGGCCUUCCAGUAAAUAAAAGUAACACAAAAACAUUCUGGCCUAUUUUAGGGAUUUUAGAUCAAGCUAUUGAUAAAGUUCCAUUUGUUAUAGGGCUUUUUCAUGGUGAGUCGAAACCACAAAAUUCAAAUGAUUUUUUCGAUUCUUUUGUGAAAGAAUGCACUAUAUUAGAGGAAAAGGGAAUUAUUUUUAACGACAAAAAAUAUGUGUUUCGUAUCAGUUGCUUCAUUGCCGAUGCUCCUGCAAGAGCAUUUCUAAAAUGUAUUAUACAUUUUAAUGCAUUGCAGGGCUGUGAAAAAUGUACUCAAGAAGGAGUUCAUUUAGGAAGGACAACAUGGCAGUAUCAGUCGAAAUUGAAUCUUAGAACUGAUGAGGCUUUUCGGGAUAUGUUGUAUCCUCGUCACCAGCAGUGCCAAACUGUAAUUUCUAGACUGAAUGUUGGUUUGAUUUCUCAAGUUCCCAUAGAUCCCAUGCAUCUGAUAUUCCUAGGUAUUGUUAAAAGACUCAUUAACGUAUGGGUAGAAAAGGGUCCAAAAAAAGGUAAACUUAGUUCCCUUCAAGUGAUACAAAUUUCAAACAGACUGCAAAUAGUUGCUCAACAUACACCCACAGAAUUUUCAAGGAAACCUAGACCUCUUAAAUACUUUAAAUUUUGGAAAGCAACCGAAUUCAGAUCUUUUUUAUUAUAUUUUGGUCCCGUAGUUUUGAAAAAUAUAUUGCCUAAUCAUUUGUUUGAACAUUUUCUCAUCUUGCAUGUUGCAGUUUAUGUAUUGUGCAGCUCUGAACUAAGUAAGCAAACAUCCCUUCUAAAUUUUGCCGAUCAGUUACUUCACACUUUUGUUCGUUUCACUGCAGAGUUCUAUGCCAAAGAGCUAAUGCUAUAUAAUUUUCACAAUUUGCUCCAUGUUGUGGGUGAUGUCGCCAAUUUUGGUCCGUUAGAUGAUUACUCUGCUUUUCCAUUUGAAAGCUUUAUGAAUCGAAUAAAGAAAAUGGUACGAGGCCCAAAUAAUCCUCUUCAGCAGGUUGCUAAAAGAUUGGGGGAGAGACAGCCCGAAAAGACAACUGUUGUCUCAGUGCCUUCAAGUUGCAAGGCUGAAAACAAUUUACAAUUUAUUAAGUAUGAAGGAUACAAAAUUGGGAUCAGAAAGCCAGAUAAUUGUUUUCUCACAAAAGAUAAUAAAGUUAUUUUGGUACAGAGAAUUGAAAUUAAUGAAAGUAAUGAGUAUUACUUAAAAUGCAAUGUAUUCCUUCGAAAACUUGAUUAUUUUGAAUCUCCUUUAAAAAGCUCAAAAAUAAACAUAUUUUCCUUACACAAGCAAGUUUCGCAAGGCUCGCAAAUUUUUUCUACUUCUUCUUUAAAGUCAAAAUGCAUUUUAAUGCCAUAUUUUGAAAAUGACGAUUGGUUUGUGUGCAUACCUUUCUGCAAUACAACUAUUUCCUAAUAAGCAGGUAUUUUUCUAAGAUUUGCAAUUAAUAUAGUUUUUUGUUCAUUAGGUUUAUUUUUUCUGUUAUAUUUAAGUAACUGUUGCAAAUGCUACCCUUUUUCACAGAAAGUAAAAUUUUUUGCCUUCAAUAAGUUUUUGCCAUUUGUAAUUAAUUUCCUUUGUAGUAAUUAUUUUCAUUAGAAAUUUUCUUAACAUUUUUUUUUUUUAAUGUCAGUAAGUUAAUCGUUCAAUCAAUUAUUAAGUAUAUCAGCCAUUUUCCAAUGAACACAAAAUGAGUUAGUAGAGUGUCGCAUUAGCUGUUCAAAAUUUUUGAAUCUCUGUUUUGAAUACAAUCUCAUACAUAUUUUAGACUUCACUUGGUGAUAAAGUUUACUUUUUCUUUUGUUAAAAUUCUGUAAAGUAGAUUGUGGCUUUAGUCUUUUAAACAAGUAGUUUGCUCUGAAUAGUAGAUGGAGGGGGGGGGGUGUAGUCUGUUCAGUUUGAUUAAUAAAAACAGAUAAGAGAACUUUUUAAUGAACCAGCCUUUAAAGGGGAAGAGUUGAGUCUUUACUACCUAAAAGUGUCAUCAUCUCUUACUAUAAAAAGUUAUCAAUCUGUUAGAAAGGAACUCUUUUGUAUUUUAAAACUGAUGUAAAUAGUCAGCAAAUAUUGUGAAUGCUGUAGAAUCUCAAAGUAUUUGUUUUUUAUAAAAAAAAGUUUGCUUUUGAUUACAUAUUAAGUGUAAAUAUAUUUUUGGCUUUGCAUUCAUAUCUUAUCAGGUAAAAUAAUUCUUAUAUAAAAUUAUUUUUCAGUUAUUUAUUGAGAAAAUCGAAUUUAUUUUUGUCACAACACUUCUAUAUUUAAAAACACCAUUCAAAUGAAGUGCUAUGAAAGCAAAUGCGCAAGGUUGUAUAAAAUGUGAGACUGUUCAGUAUUUAUAAAAAUAUUUGGGAGGUACUUCUGUUUUUCAUAGGAUGAUUUUUCAUUUUUUCCUGUUCCUGUGUGUCUUAACAUCUGUUUUGAUAAAUGCUGUAUCUUUUUUGUUUCCCCAUGAUAAUUUUUCAAUUUUAGAGGAAUUCUCACCAAAAUAGGCCAAAUUAAUGUCUCAAGCUUAUACCUUGUUAUGUUUUCAUUACUUUUGAAGUUUCAACAGGAAUGCGUAAUAUGACAUUUAGAAGUUAUUUUAGUAGUUUUUAAAAUUUAAAUAUUUAUAAAUUAAUAGUGUAAUUUAAAUUUAUUUUUCGUCCGUACUUUAUACUGUCUUUAUACAAAAUUUCAAGUUUUAAAAUUUAACUUUUGCAACAUUAAAGCAUGAAUGUUAUAAUUAAUAAUAAUUUAAUUUAAAGCUCAUAUAGAGACAAAUAUGAUUUAUUAUUAAAAUAUUAACUUUGUUUUACAAACAGAACUAAUCAUAAAAUUUAAUCACUAUAUUAUGAGUAUUACACUAAAAAAGAAGAAAAGUCGGCAAAAAAUAAAUGAUUGAUCAUGGCCAAUAUAUUUUUCAUAGUAUAUGAUUCCUGUGUCCAAAAACAUUUUCGCACUGUAAAACAAUCUUUGUGAGGGUCACACUUUAUGUACACAAGUCGUGUCGCAGGUCUUGAGUAAAAAAAGACAUUAUUCUGGCAUGCAAAAUUUUAUUCUUUUUUUUUUUUUGAUAUAUUUAUUGCUAGAACUUAUUUCUCUCUAAGAGACUAACUCAUAAAUUUUGACACGGUAGGUAGUCUUGUUAAUACCUGGUUUUGUAUUUUUGUAUUUUUUUUCGGUUGGAUGACUGUAUUCAAAACCUUGUUAUUCUUUUUGUAAGAAUUUACGGUACACUGUCUUUUAUAAAUGUCGCCCUUUUACUGCAAUUUUUUUUCUUGUGUGUUUUGUGAAUAUGUAAUAAAGGUUACUUGAAAUGCUUUUGUUGUGUAUAAUUUCUUUUGCAGAAUAAAUUCAUGUUUCAAGAUGGAAAUGCUUAUCAAUUUAAAAUUAAUUUUGAAACAAAUUCUUAUUGAAUCCAAGCCUUAAAAAUACUAGUAAGCUGAUUUCAAAGCCUGAAAAAGUCAUCAGUCAGCUAUAAUUCUAAUGGAUCAUUAAAAACAAAAAAAUUAUGCUGAG